This is a messenger RNA of Tupaia belangeri chinensis (Chinese tree shrew), 842 nucleotides long. It is a transcript of the gene CFAP298, whose product is annotated as cilia and flagella associated protein 298. Gene Ontology annotation, biological process: regulation of cilium movement. NCBI's taxonomy places the organism in Eukaryota, Metazoa, Chordata, Mammalia, Scandentia, Tupaiidae. The record is from RefSeq and is a predicted model, not a curated record.
AAAUGGAAGAAUUAGCAGAACAUGGAAUAUUUCUCCCUCCUAAUAUGCAAGGCCUAACUGAUGAGCAGAUUGAAGAACUGAAAUUAAAGGAUGAAUGGGGUGAAAAAUGUAUACCCAGUGGGGGUUCAGUAUUUAAAAAAGAUGAUAUCGGACGAAGGAAUGGGCAAGCUCCAAAUGAAAAAAUGAAGCAAGUGUUAAAGAAGACUAUAGAAGAAGCCAAAGCAAUAAUAUCUAAGAAACACGUGGAAGCUGGUGUCUGUGUUACUAUGGAGAUGGUGAAAGAUGCUCUGGACCAGCUUCGAGGUGCUGUGAUGAUUGUUUACCCGAUGGGGUUACCACCGUACGAUCCCAUCCGGAUGGAAUUUGAAAAUAAGGAAGACUUGUCAGGAACUCAGGCAGCACUCAGUGUCAUUAAGGACUCGGAGGCACAGCUGUGGUGGGCAGCCAAGGAGCUGAGGAGAACCAAGACGCUCUCGGACUACGUGGGGAAGAAUGAGAAAACCAAGAUCAUCGUCAAGAUUCAGCAAAGGGGACAAGGUGCUCCAGCCCGAGAACCUAUCAUUAGCAGUGAGGAGCAGAAGCAGCUGAUGCUGUAUUAUCACAGAAGACAAGAGGAACUCAAGAAAUUGGAAGAAAACGAUGAUGACUCCUGCUUAAACUCCCCAUGGGCAGAUAACACUGCUUUAAAAAGACAUUUCCAUGGAGUAAAAGAUAUAAAGUGGAGGCCAAGAUGAAGUUCUCCAGUCGAUGAAGCUUUCAAAAAUAGUAGCUCAACUUUCUCUUAGACAACAUAGUUCUGAUGAUAAAAGGCUACCUGCCAAUUUCUAUACAAGAUGUUGAAA